Drosophila miranda is the source of this 1762-nucleotide messenger RNA. Its product is annotated as ubiquitin-conjugating enzyme E2 J2. The coding region runs from base 540 to 1388 and encodes 282 amino acids. The transcript has 4 exons. Lineage: Eukaryota; Metazoa; Arthropoda; Insecta; Diptera; Drosophilidae. The record is from RefSeq and is a predicted model, not a curated record.
GAUAAAUCCGCGCUCACACUGACAAUAGCACGUCAGGAGAAAUUUAUUAUAACAAAAAUAGAAAAUAAUGCCAGAAAAUCGCCCAAAACUAAAAAUCGCAUACUAAUACUGCAGUAUUUAGAAUCAUAAACCAACUAAGAGACAGCAGUGCAGUUGCGGGCCGCGCAGAAAUCGAAAUCCAGCUAUAAUUUACGGCCUGUCUGUGUGAGUGCGCUGUUUUCUCCCACACAAUUUCGCUGAGGCAGCAGCUGUAAUUCUUUGCAAUUAGCAACAAAACAGUAGCAACAACGGAGAUCGCACUGCCCAGCUCCGACGGCGACAGCGACGGCGACGGCAACACUGACAUCAACAAAGCAAGCCCCAGCGGGACGGGACGCGAGCCGUACUGGACUGCAUGCACGGCGGAACAGUAAACAGAUCCGAAGAAGCCCCCUGACGAGUCCCAUUACUCGAGCACUGGAGUGGGCAGCUCUGCUGUAGGCUGUAGGAGGAGGUUUCAUUUCAGGAAAUUCCAAUACUCUAAAAAUUAAAUAGACAGCAUGACUUCGUCGUCCGCGCCUGGCCGUAAACAGCCCACAGCCGUGUCGCGCAUGAAGCAGGACUAUAUGCGCCUGAAGCGCGAUCCCUUGCCGUACAUCACAGCCGAGCCGCUGCCCAACAACAUACUGGAGUGGCAUUACUGCGUGAAGGGGCCUGAGGACUCGCCCUACUAUGGCGGCUACUACCACGGAACACUGUUGUUUCCACGCGAGUUCCCCUUCAAGCCGCCAUCUAUCUACAUGACGACCCCAAACGGACGCUUCAAGACCAACACUCGACUGUGCUUGAGCAUAUCGGACUUUCAUCCGGACACCUGGAACCCCACUUGGUGUGUGGGCACCAUUCUGACGGGUCUGUUAAGCUUCAUGCUGGAAAGCACUCCAACUUUGGGUUCCAUUGAGUCAUCGAACUACGACAAGCAAGUGUUUGCUCAAAAGUCGCUAGCAUUUAACCUCCGCAACACAAAUUUCUGUGAGCUCUUUCCCGACAUUGUCGAGGAGAUAAAGCAGCGGCUACAGGGCACCCAGGCGGCAUCAGCGGGUGGUGCUGCCACCGCAUCCACAUCGGACGCAUCGAAGCCAGCCAAUGGCAUGGCCAACGGAGGAGCUGCGCUCGCCAAUCCAAACCAGCCAGCCAACGCGGCCUUCUUUCACGAUGGCGCGAACGGCAUCGAUGGCGCUGAUGCUCUUGCCAGGGAGGUGGCCAAUAGUGUAGCGCCAUUGCUGGACAGCCCGCGCAAUUCCUAUCUAAAUUGGCAGUCUGUCUAUUCGAACCUGGUGAUCGUCAUCUGCUUUGCGAUAUUUGCCCUUAUUGUUAAUUACGUGAUCAAAAACCUGAAUCAGGAAUAGAAUUAACUACUAUACAGCCCCCUCUAUAUUUCUAUAUGAAUAUAGACAUACACAUAUUUAAUCUAGUUUACUCUAAAGUAUUUACAGACGCUGCUUAACCACCCACCCGACAAUGCCCAUACUCGUGAAUGCCUCCCCCGUACACGAUACCAUACCAUACCCGUUCCCUAAAUUCCCACAAUCACUGUUGGUGUGCAUAUAUUGGCAAUAACAAAUAACAAAAACAUAAAACAUAAAACACCUUUUAAACUCAAUUUAUACAAUCUAUAAAUUGAUUUGUUAUGUAUUCAGUACUAUUAAAUUAUAGUUUAAUGCAACAUAAAUAAAGCCAGGAAUAUGUUUGUAAAUGAAUAAAUAAGAACGGCUACAUAGUA